Molecule: messenger RNA, 462 nt
Organism: Trichophyton benhamiae CBS 112371
Lineage: Eukaryota; Fungi; Ascomycota; Eurotiomycetes; Onygenales; Arthrodermataceae
Exons: 1
Coding region: 1-462 (153 amino acids)
Source: RefSeq, a predicted model, not a curated record
AUGUUUUUGUUCAAGCUUCUUCUAGGGGCCUUGUUUAUAAGGAUUGUUUCAUCAAGGGAACUGGCAAACAAUGAAAUCUGCUUUUCUGCCGUUUACAGGGCGUAUAAACCUAUAAAAUUUGCCGGUCCUGCUGGCAAAAAACAAUGGGUUAUGUACUGCCGGAACCGUUUGAAGGUAGCAUCUAUAUACGCAUCCGCAAAAGUGUACUGCCAACCCGAAGAAAUACUUUCCGGAGUCGGCGUUCUUGAGGAGAAUUGUCAGCGGCGCAUCUCUCAGCCUUUGCUACCGAUGUCAGACUUUGCUGCCAACCUCACCGACGAAACUAUUGCUAAAAUGAAAGUUAUCGAAAACGGAGAAAUAUCGCCAGAGAAAAAGGUCAACACACCGGUUCUGAUUUCCAAGAAAUUUUUCGAUCUUUCAUUGAAGACAGUUGUAUGGAAGCCUCUAACUCAAAAAGUAUAG